AGAAGAAAAAUCAUGGUAGAAUUUGAAAAUUGCCAUUGAGUAGUUUUCCAUCUAAAAGAUAAAAUAUGAUAGGAAGUUCGCAACGUCGCAAACAGUGGUUAUGGACUUACAUCGUCAAUGUAUUGAAUUACGGCGGCUGUAGAAUAUACAUUUGGAAGUGAGAAGCCAAAAAAUGUGGACAUUUCAGCAGGCUGUGAAGGUAAGAGCUUUCAGGCUUUCCCGAUGCAAUCAUUGUGAUUUUGGAGUUAGUCUCCGUAAGAAACAAUUAUGUAGCCAGGGAAACUCCAAAACCACUCAUCUCAUUUACGGUGCUCAAUAAAUUCCGCUCCUGAUUUAUUUUCUUAUAAGAGGAGUCAAGUGCGAAAUAAUAUAAGAAUCUUAAAAUGUCAUGGAUUCAGGUAUUGUGGGGCUACAAAUGAAACGUCAAGUUCAGUGGCGAGGUGUGAACGAUCGAUUAUCGAUAUUCCCCCGUUUGGAGCAAUGUUAAGAAUCGAUUGUUAAGGUGUUGGUUGCGGUAACCUAUUUUGGCACGGCUGCGAUGCCGUCAAAAUGAUUCACGUUACUUUUAUCUCAGUUUUCCAGUUGCUGUUAGUGGCGGCGUUUUGCGAAGUACCAAUGACAAACAGCCUCAAAAAACCUAGCCUCAAGAAUAAGAGUUCCAAAAGACUCAGCCUCAGAAGUUACAUAAGUAGCAAAAGUUUCAAAUUCCUGGAAAAUAUGUCCCGCCGUGAGAAAUGGGAAUGGGAGUUGCCAAGCGCAAUGGAAAUUGAGUACGGAACAGUGAUUGAAAUGGCCGCAGACUCAUCUCGACUGAUCGGUGUGCAUGAGAAAGGAACGUUAGCAUUCAUAUCGAAGAGGGAAUCAGGAUACAAGUAUGGUGAGGUAAUGUACAUCGAGAAAGGAAGAUUGAAUGAGCGCCGAUUCCUUUCAAGGAUUCUGGAUUUAUACUCGGAUAGCUCGGACACAUCGCCUUGGAACAAACACAAGGCAGUAGCUUUGAUCUCCAAACUGGCGAAGAAAAAAUUGAGAGUUGGUUUGUUCUGUAGCGCCAUCCAGUGGAUGCAAUACGUUACGACCGGCAAACCCCCGAAAUGCGUGUUUGGUCGACAAUGCCCUUUACACCGUGAUCUAACCGCUGAUAAGUCAGUUACUGCCGCUAGCAUUGGAGAUCGAGGUUUCUUCUUGGAAAACCACUCCAGAGCCUUUAAAUAUCGUAAGUCUCGAGUUACUAAAUUUGUUGUGGACGAAUUUGAUCGCCUGUAAGUGAGAGUUUCAGUUUGAUUUCUAAAAUAAUUAAUGGCUACAUCCUGUU
This is a messenger RNA of Bemisia tabaci, 1312 nucleotides long. Lineage: Eukaryota; Metazoa; Arthropoda; Insecta; Hemiptera; Aleyrodidae. The record is from RefSeq and is a predicted model, not a curated record.